AUGCAGUAUGCCGAAGCGACGAGAAAUAUUCAAAUUACAGGUUUUGACGACACAAAUGUGCAAAAGGGGUCUUUAAAGUCGGUCACUUUUGAUCAAAACACAUUCUCAACAGCCAAAGUGCUAGAACAACUGAUCUUGAUAAAUCUGGAUCUCGGGUCUCUACCCACAGGAUUCCUGCCAUCCACUAUAUCUUUACUCACGAUGGAGAAUUGUAAUUUGGCUACUUUGCCCUCGCAAUUAGGCAAUCUUGCCAAUAGAAAUCUUGUGACACUGAAUUUAAACAAAAAUACCAUGACGAGCAUCACAGAUUCUGACAGCUCCGUUUCGGAGGCAUUGCAAGGCUUGACUACCUUGAAUUUGACGGACAACGCGAUCGCUACAUUUAAUGUAGCACUUCCAUCCGUCACAUCCUUAGACCUUUCGAACAACAAACUGACUGAGUUUCCUCCGGUCAUCUUCAACAUGACAAAUCUUAAUAUUCUAAACAUUGCCGGAAACAACAUCCAAAGUCUGACUGUAACAUCAACGCAGCACAAUUUUUUGCGAAAGCUUUCUGCCCAGAGCGCGCUGAGCAUCAAAACCAGCGAAUGCUCCAGUGGUAUUGCCACUGAAUUGCUCGACUCGGUCAUUUGCGUGUCUGACGAUGCCUUUUUGUCGAGUGAAUCUUCCAGCUCGUCUUCCAGUACUCUGGUCAUUGUUGUCGUUGUGCUAGCUGUGAUCCUUGUGUUUGGAGUUGCAGGAUUCUUUAUCUACCGUCAUCACAUGAAAAGCCGUGGCUAUCGUUUAUCCAAUACACCUGACAUGGUGGGAGUCGUCUCACCUCCUUCGCUUAACGAUAACCCCGCACGAAACAGGGCAGGUAGUCGCGGGCGGGCAUUUUCCCAGCAGCGACGUAGCUCAGGGCCCAAUAUUUUACUAGCCGGUCUCUCUGAUCAUGGCAAGAAAAUGUCAGAUGCUCAACCUCGACGCAGCAGUGGGCAAUUUACUGUUCCAGUCCGUGGAUGUGAUCGGCCAGUCAAAAGCUCUAUCAUCAGUGCAAACGUGGUGAAAAUACCGAGCGAAGAGCUCAACCACACACGUAAAAUUGCAAAGGGCGCUUUUGGUGAAGUGUGGCUCGCGUUGCACGGUAAAGACUUAGUUGCUGUAAAGAAGUUAAUAUCUGUGGAUGGAACAAGCGUGCAGGACUUCGUAUCUGAGCUGAAUUUGCUAGCAUCGCUGUCUCAUCGGUGCAUCCUCUCACUGAUUGGUGCAUGCUGGGAUGAUGAACUUACAGAUAUUCAAAUAGUUAUGGAAUACAUGGAUUCCGGCGACUUGCUUUCGGUACUGCGCCUCAACCCGUCUUCAAUUUUAACUUGGGAAAAUGGCAAGGCGAGUUAUUGCGUGCAAAUUUGCGAGGCAGUGUACUACCUACAUAGUUUGCAGCCCGCCCUCAUUCAUCGAGAUAUUAAGUCUCGAAACAUUUUAGUGGAUUCAAACAAGGGUGCCAAGUUGUCAGAUUUUGGUGAAAGUCGAGAGCGUACUGUUGCACGAACUAUGACAGCUGGUGUAGGAACUGCUCGCUGGGUGGCUCCUGAAAUUAUCUUGGGUGAGGACUACAGUGAGUUAGCUGACAUUUACUCACUUGGCGUAUUGCUUACUGAAUUGGAUACACACCAAAUUCCAUACCAAACACUGGGACUUGAGGAGUCAAUGAUUGUUCAACAAGUGGCGGUUGGAAAGCUGAGACCUAAGGUGUCUGACACAUGCCCAGAGAUCAUUCGCCGGCUGACACACGAAUGUCUACAGUAUGAUCCUAGUCUACGUCCGUCAGCGGCACGCGUGCUUCAAACUCUAGUAGCUUCACCACUUGUUCGUCGUCAAUCGGCUGUUUCGGUGGACAAUUCCACGUGA
Plasmopara halstedii is the source of this 1890-nucleotide messenger RNA. RefSeq names its product tkl protein kinase. Gene Ontology annotation, molecular function: protein binding; ATP binding; protein kinase activity. The coding region runs from base 1 to 1890 and encodes 629 amino acids. NCBI's taxonomy places the organism in Eukaryota, Oomycota, Peronosporomycetes, Peronosporales, Peronosporaceae. The record is from RefSeq and is a predicted model, not a curated record. The transcript has 9 exons. Gene Ontology annotation, biological process: protein phosphorylation.